AAGUCCCUCGCCUCAUAGACUGGAAGUUUUGCGUUUUGUUCUCCGCUUGAUUGACUCAGACCGCCUCUGUCUUCAAUUUCCUCGUAUCUAAGUAAAUAACUGGUUUCUGGGUUUUCGUUUUUUCGCGGGUUAAGAUGUCGGGUAAAGGCGCCAAGGGUUUGAUUACGGGCAAAACCUCAGCUACCAACAAGGAUAAGGACAAGAAGAAACCCACCUCUCGCUCUUCUCGCGCUGGCCUUCAGUUCCCCGUUGGUCGAAUCCAUCGAUUGCUGAAGUCAAGGACCACUGCUCAUGGAAGGGUAGGAGCAACAGCUGCUGUUUAUUCUGCAGCUAUUUUGGAGUAUUUGACUGCAGAAGUGUUGGAAUUGGCUGGAAACGCUAGCAAGGAUCUGAAGGUAAAACGUAUCACUCCCAGGCAUUUGCAGCUUGCAAUUCGAGGCGAUGAAGAACUUGAUACUCUGAUUAAGGGUACUAUUGCUGGUGGUGGAGUCAUCCCUCACAUUCACAAGUCACUUAUCAACAAAUCUUCCAAGGAAUAGCUCUGCAUCCAUUUCCAAGGCAAACUACAACCAUGGAUUUGUUCAAAACAUGCUGUUAGAUGAGGCUCAUGCAAGUUUAAAUUGUUAGCUUAUACUUGCUUUCUUUCGUUCUGUAGGACUUAGUAUGCUUCUCAUAAGUGUUUCCUUUAGUUUAGGACUUGGGCAAAUUGUGUUUGAUACUUUGAUAUGUUAUCAACAGUAUUUGACAUUAUGCAAAAAGUUCAAAUUUGCCCUUA
This is a messenger RNA of Manihot esculenta (cassava), 775 nucleotides long. Its product is annotated as probable histone H2A variant 3. Gene Ontology annotation, cellular component: nucleosome. Gene Ontology annotation, molecular function: protein heterodimerization activity; DNA binding; structural constituent of chromatin. The coding region runs from base 135 to 539 and encodes 134 amino acids. The transcript is spliced from 2 exons. The record is from RefSeq and is a predicted model, not a curated record. NCBI's taxonomy places the organism in Eukaryota, Viridiplantae, Streptophyta, Magnoliopsida, Malpighiales, Euphorbiaceae.